UGAUUUUGACAAUUACCUAGAGUAGGGAUGCCGGCAGAUUUCAAUGGCUACUGGAAAAUGGUCAGCAAUGACAAUUUUGAGGAGUAUCUGAAAGCCCUGGAUGUUAAUGUUGCUGUAAGAAAAAUAGCAAACUUGCUAAAACCUGACAAAGACAUCCUUCAGAAUGGGGAUCAUAUGAUCAUUAAAACUCUAAGCACUUUUAGAAACUACAUCAUGGAAUUUGAUGUAGGAAAGGAGUUUGAGGAGGAUUUAGCUGGGGUGGAUGAUCGCAAAUGCAUGACCACAGUAUCUUGGGAUGGAGAUAAGCUUCUUUGUGUACAGAAAGGAGAAAAGGAAGGUCGUGGAUGGACCCAGUGGAUUGAAGGAGAUGAAAUGCACCUGGAAAUAAGAGUGUGUGGAGUCAAGUGCAAGCAAGUCUUUAAGAAGGUCCAGUGAGCCUAUUGCUGCUGGAAAAGUGAAGAACAGUAGAAAGUACUGAUCUACCACCAUAUCUCCAAGUACCAGUAAUGUGUAUCAUCAAGGACAAGGCAGCCAGUAAAGAGAUGAAGAUGACAUUAGAAUUGUAUAGUCAGAAUUUGCAUAAAAUGUUUUUAUCUAAUUAUUUUUAAAUAAAUAAUUCCAAAUAAAAUUCUUGUUAGAAAUGCCAAUUAAAAAUACUAAAUAC
Nothoprocta perdicaria is the source of this 664-nucleotide messenger RNA. RefSeq names its product retinol binding protein 1 (gene RBP1). The transcript has 4 exons. The record is from RefSeq and is a predicted model, not a curated record. Gene Ontology annotation, biological process: fatty acid transport; retinoic acid biosynthetic process; vitamin A metabolic process. Gene Ontology annotation, cellular component: cytosol; nucleus. The coding region runs from base 28 to 435 and encodes 135 amino acids. Gene Ontology annotation, molecular function: fatty acid binding. Lineage: Eukaryota; Metazoa; Chordata; Aves; Tinamiformes; Tinamidae.